AUGAAGAAUAAAGUGAAUUCGGCCAAGGCAUUAAAAGCUAAUCAAAUUUCGUAUUUUUGGAACCGCAGCGAGGCAUGCAUCAAAGUCAAAUCGGACAGCGAGUUUGGCUUUGACGAAGAGUGGAAGAGACAUAAAGCCAAUUGUUCUCAGAAAGAACGCCUCUCGAUAUCGGAAUUAUAUCAAAACGCCCCGUUUAAGUUCGUACCAGCAUUGCACAGUUCAAAUUCAGAAGUUAUGCCACUGCCGGGAGAGUUUUUCCAAAGCAAAAGUUCAGUGCAAAAGUCCGACUCUGUUUUUGGAUUUGAUCGAAGCUGGAGAGAAAGACAUAAUAUCGCCGAUUUGAGAAACUCGAGCAUUUUCAGUAGAGCUUUUCAUGGCAUCGUUCUACCUCCUCGAUUCGAUGACGAGUACAAUUCGGUGGACCGCUCAAUAAUCCGCUACCCAAUUUUCUUCCCUUUUCUCGUCACACUCUCUCUCGCUACAAACUUCUUCAAACACUACGACUACCUUGUCAUGGAAAAGCACACGAAGCUGUAUGAAAUCUGGAGAUUCUGGACCUACAGUCUCGUCUGCGAAAGUUGGACUGGUUUUUACAUUUCUACUGCCUAUCAAUUAUUUGUCUGCUGUCCCUACGAAAUUGUUUUCGGAUCUAAAAGCAGCAUUAUUACCUACAAUCUUGGCAUUCUCCUAGCCAGUAUAUUCUUCAUGCUACAGUCGAGCGAUAAAAUUCUAAUUGGAACGCUUGGCGGCAACCUUUCCAUCGCCAUUCCGCUGAUUUAUCUCGCUCUACGAGGGUUAAUUAAAGCCGACAUUAUGCAGAAUAUAAUCCGCAUUCUCUCACAUAUCCUCUGGAUGGGUAAGAUUCCUCUUCAAAGCUCUACUUUCUUUCAUUUCUAG
Molecule: messenger RNA, 897 nt
Organism: Oikopleura dioica
Lineage: Eukaryota; Metazoa; Chordata; Appendicularia; Copelata; Oikopleuridae
Source: the annotation of a GenBank genome assembly